UUCUAGAAGGUCUUUUGCCUUGCAUGAGAAGUGAGUCAUGGCUGCUGUCCCAGCAGAACAACAGAAACCCAGUUGCGGUGGUUCUGCUUGUGGCGCUUGCAUCUCUAGCUAGGGAGCUGGUGGAAAUGGCGGGCAAAGUAGCCCCUACGAACGGUAAACAGAAGGAGAAAGCAGCGCCAGAGAAGCCGAAAAAGGCAGCCCCCGCUGCAAACGGCUCUGCUGGACUCCUAGCAAACGCAUACAACCCGCUUUCAGGCACGUUUCACUCGAUGGAGUCUGGGGCGCCGGAGGCGCAGGAGAAUGGGGGGUAUAACAUGUUUGAGGGAGGUCCAGGGCAUGGGGAUGCGUCCGACUCGGACUCAGAUGAUGAAAGGGAUGAGGCAAACGGGGAUGAGAAGCGAGCGGGAGGGGCGGCAUUGAAGGACAAAGAGUCGCGAGCCGACAAGCGGGAUCGAGAAAAGAUGCGCCUGCGCAACGAGAAAAAGCACGCGCGACAGAAGGAGCGCCGCGCGCAGGAGUUGCGAGAAAAGUGUCUCUCGUUGCUUACGGCAUGCAAGGUGGAGAUGCUCGCGCUCCAGCUAGAAGCCAUGGGUUUUCCAAAAGACCAGGCGGUUAAGGCCGUAACCAUGCACGGCGGAAACCUAGAACGUGGCGUGUCCUGGCUGCUUGAAGCGGGGCCGGAAGUCGCCACGACGUCGGUAGACCCGGGGCAAGCGAAAGUCGACAUAGCGGACGAGUUGGCGCGCGUGGUUGACGCCGAGAUAAAAUACGGCAUCUCUAGGGGCGAGGUGGAAAGAGUAGUCGUUGCAAGCGGGGGGGACUUGGACCGAGCAAUGGAGUCGUUGGCGGCGCAGCAUCCGGUGCAGUUGGCGGGGCCUCGGCCACCUCCGCCGGGGGGGGCUCCAAACGGCCCCCCUCGAGAGGGAGGGGGCGCCAGACCGGCGGCGGGCCCGGCACCACAGAGCAGCGCGCCGGGGCCGAGAGCACCGGGGGGGCAGCAAGCGCAGGCGGGGGGGCCGCAAGCGAACCCUCCUAGUGGUCCAGGUAGCGCGGGUUGGGCUCACAAUGCGGGCGCUUCACCAAAUCCUAGUUGGGGCACCCCUCCCUCCGCAAAUACAGCUCGUCAAACAUGGCAGGGGGGUCAGCAGCCCCCGCCGUCACAGGGUUUCGCACCCCCCUUUCCCCCUGCAAAUGGUUCUCUCAACCCGGCAUCGAGGCAACGGCCUGGGGUCCCAGGGGCUGUACCUAGCACAAAUGUUCCUCCGCAGGGGGUUGGUUUCAGUAGGCCGUCGGACCCCCAGCUUGGUCGGCAAGGCUACCCCCCGGAAGCGAGCCGUCCGGAAGCGCCCACUCAACAGAGGCCCCCAUAUCAGCCGUACCCGUAUCGGCCUCAGGCCUCGCAGCAACCGGGGGCCGGUCAAUUGCAGUCGCAGCAGACGAGUGCCCUGCCCCCGCAAAUGAACCGCCUGCAGGCGUCGCGCCCCGGGGGGGUCCUCCCGCCCCAGCAGCAGAGGCAGUUCCUGCCCCCCCACAGCGCGCCGCAGCCGCCGCCCUUCUCCCCCCUCCAGCAGCAACACCUGCAACAGCUGCAGCACCAACAGCUGUGGCAGCAGCAGCAGCAGCAAAAGGGGGGGGUGCUCUCUCCCCAGGGGGGUAGCUUCCAGCCUGGGGGGGUCAACAGCCAGGCGUUAUUCUCGCGCCCGAACCUGCGCGCUUUUGGCCCUGGUCCAGGGGGUGCGGCGCCGGGCGUGGGGAGAGGGUUCCAGGGUUUGGAUUUGCCUAAGUCGGGGUCGUCACUCUCGGCUGCAGCGGCCCCCUGGCCGGGGAGUCAGGGCAGUGGGGGCAACGGUGGUGCGUACAGUCAGAUGAACCCCCGCGGCGCAUCGCCUGUGAGCAACCUCCCCCUCCGCCAGGGCUCAUCCUCCGUUGCGCCCAUCGGCCCCCCCCAGUCUCCCGGCAGCUCUUCCUCCCCCCACUCGCGGGGUUCCUCGUCGCCUCAGGCAGCGGGGGGCGCGUUUGGCAGCCCCAUCUGGCCCCCUUCCAGCACGAAUCCGGCCAGCUCCAUCCUCUCGCCGACUUCCGCCUCUUGGGGGGGGUUGGGUCCUGGCUUGGGAGCGAGCACCGGACUUUCGCUCAGCGGAUCGUCUGUAGAUUGGAGCCUGCGGCCCAGCGCUGACAGGCCGAAAAGCGGAGGCGGCGCCGUAGACUGGAGCCUUCCAGGGGGGUCUGCCACGUCGGGUGUGGAUUGGAGUUUGGGUGCGGGGAGCAGUGGCGCAGGGAGCGCGUUCGGUGGGUCGGCGGGAACGAUUGGCAGCCUGAAGACCGGGUUUGGCGGGGCGUCGUCGCUCGCUUCCAUAUGGUCAAAUGAUAGGCCCGGCUCGGGGGGAUCCCCCGGGGGGCUUGCAAACGGGCUAGGGGGGUUGGGGGUGCUCGGGGGGUCUGGUGCGGCAGCCAGUCGGUGGAACGCCGGCGAAAUAGGGGCUAGCAAAGAGCUGGGCAGUGACGUGUGGGCCUCUUCGUCGGGUUUGCAAAAGGGGAAGGAGAGUAGCGGGUGGGAAACGCCGUUUGGUGGGAAAGAUAUCUUUCGGGGCGACGGAAACGGUGCGGCAGGUUUGGGGCUAGGAAAUACGGAACAGGACGCGUCGGCUGCUGCGUUGUUGAACAAUCUUUCUCUGCAAUGAUCUACUUGGGUUUGUUUACUUCCAUC
Molecule: messenger RNA, 2707 nt
Organism: Klebsormidium nitens
Lineage: Eukaryota; Viridiplantae; Streptophyta; Klebsormidiophyceae; Klebsormidiales; Klebsormidiaceae
Source: the annotation of a GenBank genome assembly